This is a messenger RNA of Truncatella angustata, 671 nucleotides long. RefSeq lists its product as uncharacterized. The coding region runs from base 154 to 621 and encodes 155 amino acids. The transcript has 3 exons. The record is from RefSeq and is a predicted model, not a curated record. NCBI's taxonomy places the organism in Eukaryota, Fungi, Ascomycota, Sordariomycetes, Amphisphaeriales, Sporocadaceae.
ACACUUGCAUGCAAUUCAUUUGCUUCGGUCUGACCCAACCAAAAAAAAAAAAAAAAGAAAACCCCCUCAAUUCAAGCUCGCUUUAUUAGAGCAAAUACGUUUGGAGUUGGAAAACACACACGAGUCCACCGGCUUUUGUAACAACAAUAAAAAAUGUCAGCACCUAGACUCCUGCUCUCUCGCACCGCCUUCCGCAGCCGGGCCCUCGGCGCCGGCAUUGGCUUGUCCAUAGGGUCCGCGCUGGUAUACAGACAGCCCAUGCUGCGGAUGGAUGCGCGAGCUGUGCCUCGCCCUACGACGCGAGAGGCCGCUGCUACUGCGCCCAAGGAGAGAUUGGACCCUGAGAUCAUCAAGCAGCUCUCUGGUGGAAGCAUCACAGGAUUCCUUACCGGAUUGGUAAUCAGCGUCUUUUCAAAAACGUUGGUGCUACUGCUGGGUGCUUCUAUAGUGGUGGUACAGGUCGCCGCAAGAUACGGCAUAGAUCUCACCAAGCAAAUCAAAUUGAGAGAGCGAAUAGGAAACUCGAAGGUAUUGGCAGCUUUGGAAAAAGACCCGGCCUUUAAGCUGUCAUUUGGCUUCUUUUUCGCCAUGUCUGCCUUUUUGAAGUUUCAGAACUUGUAAGACUGAAUGUUAACUAAAAUGAUACUCAACAUCCACACAACUUGGGCUCG